This is a messenger RNA of Quercus robur (English oak), 2815 nucleotides long. RefSeq lists its product as uncharacterized. Gene Ontology annotation, biological process: root development; shoot system development. The record is from RefSeq and is a predicted model, not a curated record. NCBI's taxonomy places the organism in Eukaryota, Viridiplantae, Streptophyta, Magnoliopsida, Fagales, Fagaceae. The coding region runs from base 1930 to 2808 and encodes 292 amino acids. The transcript has a single exon.
AGUUCAGUGCAAAAACAAUUGUAAUGACUGUGUAGGAUAUUAAUUUACGUCAAAAGCUGAGAAAAGAAAUUACACUUGCACUUAUACGAGUUUGAACAAAUAUGAAAUUUGGGCUAGUAGUUGAAGAUGUUAAGAAGGCUAACUCUGGUUUGAUUAGACACCUUAACAAGCAUUCAAGCAUUUCAUCGAGAUCAUGAAUGCUAGACUCUGAUUUUUCCAGCCAGUUUUUCACAUUUUCAACAUGUGUGAUGUAAUCAGUUUUGCUUAUCUUGUGACUCAUGAGAGAUUGUAAUGCUGCAUCCACCUCAAGUUCAUUUGUUUUUGUUUCUGAAUCCUCACAUGCCACUCUUUUGGGGUGCAUCAGCUUGGAAACAAAUGGCCAGCUGCUGAACUUUGAUCUCAACUUUGUCUAAUUAUGGUCACUUCUACUUCCUCAAUAUGCUAAUUAUGGUCAAAGUCUUAUGGCUUUUGGUGGUCCACUUGAUUUCCAAGCCUUGUGGAUGGCCUUUUUGAUCACCUCCCUGGAAAUCAAGUAUUUCCCUACCUCCCCUGUAAGCUCCAUUUCACCUCCUCUUCUUCUUUUCAUAAUUGAUUGGAGUUCAAGUGCGCAUUCCUUUGUUUGCAAUAAGGCAUCCUUUGUGAUUCCAAACACAUCAAAAGCCUAAGAGAUCCAUCCAACAGCUCUUCAAUCCCACGUCUUGUGCUGCAUGCUCUUGGGCUAAGGCUUGUUGAGUAAACAGCAGCUGAAGCAACUUAUUGACAUAUUCACGUAAAUCUGGAAGGCCAUUCAGUCCAUUGCUUAUUGAUGAAGUCGUAAGAUGAUUCAGAAGCCCUUGAUCUGCACAAGUGGUCAUUGAACUCUGAAAUGAGAGGGUGUGUUCUGGAAGGCAAGAUGUUUGACAAGUAUGGUAUUGGGAUUUUGCAUUUAGAAGUGAGGAAGCCAUUUUACCUUGGAAGAGAGGUCUUACCUGUUCCUGUUGAAUGUACAAUUCAGUCAAGCAAUCAGCCUUCCAUCCAUUGCUAUCCAUUUGAUAUAUAUAUAUAUAUAUAUAUAUUGAAGUAUGGGAAACAAAAGGAAUCUCAUAAAUAAAUUAGAAAUAACAUAACAACAAUAUGGAUCUAAAUACUAAGUGAUGUCAGCAAUGUUUUUGCAAUGUCUACCCCUCUCCAGCUCUCCAUUUCAUGAUUAAUUACUUAUAAAUUUUAGAAUCACAAGAGCAUCUUGAUUUACCAGUUUCAUUCAAUGAAAAUACAAUAGGUGAUAAUGUACUCUUUGCUUCCAGCAGGUUCUUAAUAUAAAAAUUCUUAUGCUGACUUCCUUUUCUAUAUACUGCCAUGUAUCUUUCAAGUAACCACGCUGUUAUUUACGUGUAAUCAUGCAAACAGGAUGAUGACUAUUAAUGAUACAAUUGGUGGCAGGCAAGAUCUGCAUAUGCAACUUCUUUAUUUUUUAUCAUGAUUUUGUAAAGUGAAUUUAUAGCAUAUGAGGAAGUUCUACAAUAUAUAAGCAUGACCAUCACAAGUAAUAUAUUAACUGUAGUGCUGUAGCCUUCUGGUAGAGGAACUUUUCCCUUUGCUGUACCGGUAGGUAUGGUGUCAACACUGCUCAUGCAUUGCAUAUCAUAUACAUUAUUGUCCAAUUCAAUAUGUAGUGCUAUCUUCUGCAAAAAUGUCCUGCAAGUCUGAAAGCUUAAAUUAAUUGGAUAAUGAGUUGGGAAGCUGGCAAGAGGGAGACACUGCUAAAAUAAUGUUGAGAGGAUGUCCAGAUCCAAAUCAAAAUCGUGUCACAACUCAUUGAUAUUUAAAAAUAUUGAGAUUCUUUACGUCCAUCACACCCCAUCAUAUAUAUUGAGCAGUUACUAACUAAAGCAAAGCAAAUUGCUACACAAAAUUGUACAUUCAACUGCAAGACAUCUUUCCUGUUUAAACAUGGCCGCCUCUCCUGUGAACCAAAACUCCCUUCACCAUUUUCGCUCUAACAACUUGCCCACUAGAGCACACCCGCUCAUUUCAGAAUUCAGUGACCACUUGAGCAGAUUGAGAUGUUCUGAAGCAACAUCUUCAUCGUCUACAUCAUUAAGCCAGAAACUAAUUGGCAUUCAAGAUUUGCAUGACUGUGUUGAUAACUUGCUCCUGUUGCCUUGCACACAAGCUUUAGCCCAAGAGCAGCGUGAGAAAUGGUAUAAUGAACUGUUAGAUGGAUCUCUCAGGCUCUUGGAUGUGUGCAGUAUUGCAAGGGAUGCAUUGUCGCAAUCAAAGGAAUGCACACGUGAAUUUCAAUCAACCCUGUGCAGAAGACAUGGCAGUAAAAUGAACCUAGCAAGGGAGGUUGAAAAAUACUUGGCCUCCAGGAAGGUGGUGAAGAAGGCAAUGCAGAAGGCCUUAAAGGGUAUGCAGACUAACUUGAACUCUAAGAAAAAUGAAGGUCUAGCCAUGAUUAGCAUGUUAAAAGAGCUAGAAGCUGUAACUCUCAUGGUCUUUGAAUUACUCUUGACAUUUAUAUAUGGACCAAAGUUGCAAUCAAAAUCAAGCAGCUGGUUUGUAGUUUCCAAGCUGGUGCACCCCAAAAGAAUAGCAUGUGAAGGUGAAGAAACAGAAGUGAAUGAAUUUGAGAAGGUAGAUGUGGUGUUACAAUCUCUCAUUAGUCGCAAGACAAGCAAAUCUGAUUACUCCAUCCAUGUUCAGAAUGUGCAGAAUUGGAUGGAGCGGUUGGAAUCAAGCAUUCAAGAUUUUGAAGAGGUGCUUGAAAGUCUGUCUAGGCGUCUAGUCAAGACCAGAGUUUCCUUUCUCAACAUCCUCAACCACUAACCCAGAA